This is a messenger RNA of Naegleria gruberi, 585 nucleotides long. RefSeq lists its product as uncharacterized. The transcript has 3 exons. Gene Ontology annotation, molecular function: calcium ion binding; kinase binding. The record is from RefSeq and is a predicted model, not a curated record. The coding region runs from base 1 to 585 and encodes 194 amino acids. NCBI's taxonomy places the organism in Eukaryota, Heterolobosea, Eutetramitea, Acrasida, Naegleriidae. Gene Ontology annotation, biological process: calcium-mediated signaling.
AUGUCAUUGAAAGAUAUUGAAGCUAAUCCAGUAAUUGAAACAACAGGAGAUGACGAAGAGCCAGUGCAAACUCUUCAUAAAACACCUUUGAAAGCCGUCAACAAGUCACUUGCUAAUCGAUUGCAAAUUAAAAGAUACGAUUCUCUUGAUGUGAUUGAUCGUUUGGCAGCCAUCAAAAUUAGUCCUAGAAUGUUGUUGGAAAAGAAGGAACGAGGAAAUGUUGAAAAAUCCAUCGUAGAACUUCAAGAUAAGACACAUUUCAUCUUUUCUGUUUAUGAUGAAGAUGGAAAUGGAUUUAUUGAAAGACAUGAAAUGUCUCAUCUUUUAUCAUGUCUUUUCAAUAAGAGUCUUGCUCUCUUAUCGGAUGUGAGAAAGAGUUUAAAUUUGCCAGAAUACGAAACUACAUCACACAAAGUCAUUGAACAAAGUGAAAUUGAUUCAAUUGUGGAUAAAUGUUUUGAACAAGCUGAGAGGGAUUCUGAAGGAGAACAUAAGGGAAAGAUUUCAAAAGAAGAUUUCAGAAAGUGGGUUUACAAUCAACCAAGUGUUUUGCAAUGGAUUAGUCCUGGUGUGAAGAAGGAUUAA